Erpetoichthys calabaricus (reedfish) is the source of this 733-nucleotide messenger RNA. RefSeq names its product late endosomal/lysosomal adaptor, MAPK and MTOR activator 5 (gene lamtor5). Gene Ontology annotation, cellular component: Ragulator complex; lysosome; cytoplasm. The record is from RefSeq and is a predicted model, not a curated record. Bases 151 to 426 code for a protein of 91 amino acids. Gene Ontology annotation, biological process: positive regulation of TORC1 signaling; cellular response to amino acid stimulus. NCBI's taxonomy places the organism in Eukaryota, Metazoa, Chordata, Cladistia, Polypteriformes, Polypteridae. The transcript is spliced from 4 exons. Gene Ontology annotation, molecular function: guanyl-nucleotide exchange factor activity.
AGGCACUCGUCCGAGUGACAACAUUCUUGGUCACGUGUCAGCGAUAGUCAGCUGAUUGGUGCUCACCUUCCGGAAGAGUUGUGCAUAGCUUUGCAUUUAUUGAGAAAUAACAGAAGUAACAUCUAAACGAUUGAUUAAAUAAGAGAAGCAAUGGAGUCAAUACUGGAACAGCAUUUGGACGAAACGAUGAAGAAUCCUGCCAUUGUUGGAAUUCUUUGCACAGAUGAACAAGGACACAACUUAGGAUGCCGUGGUUCCCUAUCAGACGAGCAUGGUGGUGUUGUAUCUGUAUUGGCCAGUCAAGCAUCAAAACUCAGUUCAGACCCCACAGACAGUCCAACAGUUUGCUUGGAGUCUGAUUCAGGGAACAUCUUGAUCAGGAAACACAAUAGCACCACAGUGGCAAUACACAAGAUGAAUUCUUGAAGAUUUUACUUUGUACUGUGUGUACGCAAGUUUACUUUGCCACAGAACCUAACAUUACAUCAUAUGGGUUUUUACUCUUCAAGGUAUUGAAAAUGUUGGGGAAAAAAAUUAAAUGUGUAAAACCUACACAGUGUAAAUGGACUGUCCUUAAAUUGGACAUGGAGUCAGUCAUUAAGAGAAACCUAAAAGCUGUCUUAUUUAUUUUAUAUUAUGACUUUAAAUAACAGAAAUUUAUCCUACUAUGAGACUAAUUCUGAUCAGCAUGAAACUGUAUCGUUUAAUAAAUCUUGCAUUAAUUUAACUAUCA